GAAAAUUCUGAACACCCUCAACAAAAAAUUAAAAAAAAAUCAACUGACUAAAUUAAUCACUCACAGGUACACGUUGUGUUACCAAACAGGAAAGCAAAUCGAAACAAAUAUAUUGGGUUUCACCAAAAAUAUGGCUUUGGUGUCUUAUGUCUCAGCACCAAAAAGAGCAGUUCUUUUCCUAUCUUCGAUGCAUUCGGUACCUACUUUCGACACCCAAAACAAAAACAACUCAGAAAUAAAUUUGUAUUACAAUCAAACUCAGGGCGCAGUAGAUACUUUGGACCAACUUGCGCAUAGUUUUACUUGCCGCAGAAAAUAAAAUAGAUGGCCGUUCACAUUCUUCUGUCAUUUAGUUGGCAUUUGUGAAAUAGCCGGAUAAUGCUUGUUUGGAAAAAUUUGCAUCCGACUUGGAUGGUGUCAAAACAGAACAUUACUCCCGAAUCUUUUCAAGGUUCAAUCAUUAUCAUUUAAUUUUCAUAUAUGUGUCUUGAAGACACAUGUUGGUAAGAUUUGCAACUUUUUUAUGUUGGUAAGAUGAGGGUUAAGUUGAUAAUCAGCCGAAAGCCCUGGUAGCUAGUUCUCCUAACUGUAACUAAUUAUAUCUAAUAAAUAAAGAAAUAGAUAAGUUGAUAAUAUUUGAAACAUUUGGAGAUCUUUCACAACGCAAAGAUUAACGUUUACGACUGGGGUGUCUUGCGAUCGUAAAAAGGUCUUUCAGACUUCAAGGCUUUGUUUAACCCAUCUGCACUUCCACCUGUGAAUUCCGAUUUUGGCGUUUGACUGAAGAAAAAAAAUAAAAAGUUUUUACGUUAAACAAUCUUGGUCUUUGAUGAUCGGCUUUAGAGGGUUAAAGAUGCUACCUUCCCAAAGUUUACAAGUCAAAGCGCUUUCCUAAGCAAAUCUUGCUCUUUAUUAGUUUGCGGAUUAGAUAAAAGCGACGCAAUUCAAAUGCUCACUGAGGCAGACAGAAGAGCUGUUAGUUAAUUGGCAGCGCUAUAAAUAAUAUUUGUAUGCCUUCCUUUUUGUUAUGACUACGAAGCGGCUUAAGUAAGCAUGUACAUAUGUACUUAGUAGGUUUAUUUCAAUUCAAAUAGAAUAUGCGAUUUAAAAAUAAUUCCCGACAUGGUGACAUUCAAUUUAAAAUUCAUACAUGUUUGCAUUGUGACCUCGUGAGAGCAUUCCCAGUGCCGUACGCUCCUUUCGAGCGUCAUUGCACUAAAAAUGUUUAACUUUUUCUCCCCGCUUACGUAUAUUUCGUUGACAUUUUAUGAUAUCGCUGAGCGGUUAGCAUUAGGUAUGUGCAUAUAUGUAUGAUGCUUCCAAAGUCUCCUAUGCCGGAAUCUUUUGCCACCUCACCCUCCUCCAGCAUAUUAACAUUAGCCGUCCAUCGGUGCAUCCUUUAAAGUCGCGCGUAUAGCAGAUCUCUGCCGUUUUUUUUUUGUUUUUUGAGGAUGUAGUUCUGGCUUCCAUCCCUCGACUUUGUUUCGAUACCUGCUACACCUUCUGCUACUGCGUUUCCUUGACUAAUCAUUUGAUAUAUAAGCACCUUCGUCUCUGAUUGUGAAAGAAUACAGUUUCAGUCGAGAAUUUAAAGCAGAGCGGCCCUGAAGCAUCUAGACCACUUCGUUCGGUAAUUUUAGUGAGUGGUCAUCCUUGCAUUAAAUGAUUUUCAGCUUGUGGAACCACCCAAACAGUCAAGCCGGUUCUGUUUAUUGGCCUUCACAUUUGUUUCUUCCGCUACUUAGGAAUCACGCUUGAUGUUUGACGGCAUGGCUUCAUCAUAGCGUUUAGCCUUCUUAGCCGGCGUAGCUGGCUCGUUCGAUGUGGACCUCUGUCUCUAUGAUUCCGCGAUUAAGUUCACAUAUGUAUUUCGGACUAGUAGGUCCGGUGACUACUCAGCUUCCCUAGCCCAGGCCGGCCUGGUCUAAAUCUACGCCGUAAGGGUGUAUAAAACGAGCGCUGCUCAAUAUCCGGUCGACAUUCGCGCGGUUUGUUAGUUUUCGGAAAAGUUUCAGGCUGAUUUGAAAUACUUGGUAAUACCUUCGAGAAAAACUUGAAUGCAAGAGUUAUCUAUUACUUAGGUUAGAGACUUCCGUUAGGGGCAUAAAGCUUUCUAAAUGUCGUUUCGAUAAAAAUGGACCUUAUCCUCUCUACGGAGAUGUACAAAUUCUAGGUUCAGCGCCUUGAGCCAUGACAAAAACUAGCCGUCUAUAAAUGUAUGGCUAGAUCUAUAGGCAAGCCUUUGGAUCCAUUCUGAUAUACUGGCAUAGCGUAACGAAAAAGUCAUCAUCAUUGCGUUGGAGUUUAGGCCUUCUGCCUCUCGAUUUGUUAGGACAACGUUACAACAAGAGUCGCUAAAAUAGCCACCCUGGCUCUCUUACUUAAUUAAAAUAGAACAAUGGAAGAAAUUAGCCUUACAUUUGGCGGCAAGAUAUUAUUCGUAACUAAAAUAUUUUCGACAGGGUGCUGUUUUUCCAUUUGCGUACACAGUAUUUACCUGCAUACAUCUAUGUAUGUAUAAGCGUUUACGUAUUUGGGGUGCAUGUAACUUACUUUCUACGCUAAUUUAUGGUUAGAAUUUGCGCUUUACAAAUAUUCAUCUCAAAACAUUGUACGGCUACUUGUUGUGGCAGCUGAGCUUAUUUAAAUAAAUACUUAAAAAAAAAAUGUGUUUCUUCUGUAACAAUGCUAUAAAUCAGAGUACUCAUAAAAGUAUGUAGUCUAAGUCGUAUCGUCUCGGUCCUCGGAUGUGUAUUUCUUUUCGCUUGUGUGAUAUGUAGAUAAAAAGUCAGCUUUUGUAGCAUUGCGUUUGUUAUUUGACUUUUAAGCCUUGAGUAGGGCGCAUGUUUGCUACUACACCAAAAUUGUUACAACUGUAGUUUUCUGGUUGAUAAGAGUGCAAUAUGUCGACGCCUGAUAUAAGUAUUAUGAGCUCAACUGAGAAUUUGCUGUCGAAACUGUCGAAGGAAGUUUUUAGCGGCUCCAACGCUUCCCAACACAACGUGGACUUCGAGCAGUCACAUGCGCCUGCUUGGCUCACAAAGGACUACCUGGAACGCUGUUUGCGUUCUCACCACCAAGAUAGUCAUCUAAAAAUACUCAAGUGGCACAUCCGGCCAGCGCUGGGAAAAGGUGAAAACUAUGGUGGUGUUUUAAGCCGCAUACGCGCCGACUAUCAAACGGGCGCGGGCACCGUGGCCACUGGGCACUAUGUUGUGAAGACAUCCUAUGAGGCUGAUGAGUUUGCGCGUAAAACAAUGGAACCCUACGAUAUUUUUAAUCGCGAAAUGUCCAUCUAUGAACAGGUGUUGCCGAAGUUGAACGCACUGCUGCAUGAGAUCGGCGACAACGAACAGAUCUUCGCCGAAACAAUGGCGGUGGAUCGUGAACGUUCCGCUCUCAUUUUCGAGGAUCUCAACGUGCGUGAAUUCAUCAUGCCCAAUCGGUUGGACGGACUAAAUAUGGAUUUGUCCCGAAUGGUGCUGCGCAAGAUAGCUAAGAUGCAUGCUACAUCUGCGGUGCUGAAUGAACGCGAAAGUGGUUGCCUGGAAAUUUAUGAUCGUGGUUUCUUCAAUCAGCACACAGACAAUUAUAUGCCCGGGUUUGAAGGACUGAUGAUGGCUUGCAGUCGUCGUGUUGCCCAGUGGGAGGGGUACGAGUAUUACGCGCAGAAGUUGGCGAGCUUGAAGUCCAACUAUGCCAAAAUCGGCAAGAAAGUGUUCGAAGCCACACCAGGCCAUGUAAAUGUAUUGGCGCACGGCGAUCUCUGGACAAAUAAUGUGAUGGUGAAAUAUAAUAAAAAUACCGGCGAACCCUUGGAUGUGAUCAUCAUUGAUUUCCAAUAUGCAACUUGGGGCUCCCCAGCAUUGGAUCUGGACUAUUUCCUCAACACCUCAUUGGAAGAGCGAUUGCAUUUAAAUCAACAGGAUGAACUUAUACGUUGCUACUACGAAACCUUCUCGGAUACAUUGCGCAAACUACGCUACCAAGCCAAUAUUCCAUGCUUGCACAAGUUCCAUUUGCAGCUAGAAGAAAAGGCAUUUUACGCUUUUCACUCAACUUGUAUUGUUUUGCCGAUUCAACGCAACACAGAUACCGAAGACGCGGAUUUCCGGGCAAUAAUGCAAGAUGACGAACGCGGCAUUCGCUUCAAGGAUACUUGCUUUAAGAAUCCCUAUGUUCAACGGAUAAUCAAGCAGCUCUUGCCGUUGUACGAACGACGUGGCUUACUGGAAGUUACACAGUAGUUUAACUGGUUGUGAUAUUUGUGAUCUUUAGCUUUAUAAAUAAAUAGGUUGUAAUUGAAAGUAAAUGUUCGCAUUCAAAUUUCGUACCAAUAAUCGCUAAAAAGGAGGAUAUGUAUGUAUAGCAUGGAAUAUACAAUUAGGAUAAACAUAGAAAAAAAUUAAAUAAAAAAGAGGCGUCGAACUUAAUUUAUGUAUGUAAAAUGUAAAUUAUGUAGAAUACAUCUUUUUAUUUAGUAAAUACUAUUUACAUAGUACAAAGAUGUGCUCAGACGUG
This is a messenger RNA of Rhagoletis zephyria (snowberry fruit fly), 4521 nucleotides long. RefSeq lists its product as uncharacterized. The record is from RefSeq and is a predicted model, not a curated record. NCBI's taxonomy places the organism in Eukaryota, Metazoa, Arthropoda, Insecta, Diptera, Tephritidae.